Rotaria sp. Silwood2 is the source of this 1800-nucleotide messenger RNA. The record is from the annotation of a GenBank genome assembly. NCBI's taxonomy places the organism in Eukaryota, Metazoa, Rotifera, Eurotatoria, Philodinida, Philodinidae.
AUGAAUAAAGGCACAAAACGUGUCGUUAAUGAUAUUGGUAACUAUUAUCUCUCUAUUCAAAUAUUUAAACCAAACAUUUUAUUGAUUAUUAUAGAAUUUGAUUCAUCAUUAAUGAAACAUGUUCGUUAUAAUGUAACUUGUUUACUUGACUUACCAGAUGAAAUGUUUCUUCUAAUAUGUCGUUAUCUGACACCAGUUGGUGUUCUGUAUUCAUUUUAUACUCCUGAAAGAGCUGAAUGUCGUCUUCAUCGUAUUAUUUCUGAUUAUUAUACAAAAAUAAAACUUGAUAGAAUAACAAAUAAUGGAUUUAUGUAUUUAGCAAAUUUAUUUGCUUAUUCAACAAUUCCUCUUCGACCUCAAUCAUUGACAUUAAGUAAUGAACAUGUAACUUGUUUAAUACAACGUUAUUUUAAUGAUAUGAAUAUAAAUACAAUCAAUUCAAUUUUUACCAAUCUGAGAUCUCUAACAUUAAUUAAUUGUUUUUCAGUUGAUCUUGAUAUUCUUGCCAAAUUUUAUUUGAAUAUGACACAAAUUGAAUAUCUUCAUAUUACUUUUCGUAGAAUUAGGGAUGAUAUGAAAUUUCGUGUGAGAGAAAGAUGUGAUGCAACAAUCAAUCAAUUCUUAUUUAAUAAACAAAUCUCUUCUUUACAUCAAGUUAUCAUUGAUGUACCAGAUGGACUUGCAUUGCAUAAAACAUUAAUACCUAAUCAAUAUCUUAAGAAUAUUGAUUUAGUUGUGGAAACUGUCGAUGAUUUAUAUGUAUUACUUAGUGGACUUGUACCGAAUAUAGAAAAAAUGAUUAUUCGAUUACGUCGAUCACGAAUACUCUCUCGUCUUCGUCCUCGAAGUUUGGCAUCAUAUCUUCGAUUAACUGAAUUUACAUUACUGGAAGCUGGUAUUGGAUUUAUUAGUGAUGAUAUUAAAUCUAUUCUUGGUUAUAUGAGAGUUUUAUUGAAAUUAACAUUAAGUAUUCGUGAUACAUCUGAUCCAACGUUUUGUCAUGGUGCCAAAUUUGAAUCAAUAUUAAUUGAAUAUUUACCAAAUCUUUGUCAAUUUGAUUAUACAAUGACACAUAGAAUUGGAAAUGAAACAUUAUUUCAAGAUUUUAUUGUAUGGCCAAUGAAUGGCGUUUUUUAUGAAGAUGAAAAUUGUGAAUGGGUACAUAUCUAUUCAUUACCAUGGCCAUCAAAUAAAUAUGAUAAUCGAGAAUUACCUAUUGUAAAAAAUCAAUGUAAUACAUCAGUUACAUCAGAUGUUACACAAGAUGAAUAUAUAAAAGAUGUUAUGAUUACAAAACCGGAUGAAUUAUUUGAAUUGAGGACACGUUUUCGUCAUGCUUUUCAAAUAAGAACAUGUUUAUCAAUUGAUACAAUAUUGACAUCACGAAUUUCUAAUGUGAUUCUUACAGAACAAACUCGUAUAACUUCAAUGAAUUCCAUGAUCCAACCUUUUGUUCGUCAUUUAAUAGUUGAAUGUCGUUUAAAUGAUGAAAGAGAAAUUUAUCUUCUUGCUCGUCAAUUUCCGCAUGUUGAAUAUUUAAAAUUAUUAUUUCCAUUUGAAAAAUCUUCAUUUAUUCGUUGUUUUCAAACGUUAUUUAGUGUUGAUGAAAGUAUUAAUGCGAAUCGUCGUCUUUGGCGUAAAUUAAUAAACGUUUCAAUUGAAUUCUCUAAUAACGAAUUAAAUCUAAUAUUAGACGAUAAUGAUUUUCAUCGUUGGCUUAUUAGAAAUACUGAUUUCAAAUUUGUUUCAUCCAGGUUUUAUCUUAAUUAUCUCAAUACAAUCCUUUCUAUUUGGUUUUGA